UAAGGUAACGCGUCAUGAACAAUGAAAAUAUUAAACAUUUUAUAAACAUUUUUGUACAAUGCCCAAAUCAGAUGGUAAAUUUAGGUGCUGUUAUGUAAAUACAAUAUGCGGCCGGAGUUUACAACAUGGUGUUAUGUUUGUGGGAAUAGCCACAGUGGUAAUUUCAUCAAUAGUUCUUCUACUGUCGCUGGUUUGUGCCACACUUACGUUGAGAUCGGAUAAGUUGUUAAACGCUCAUCCGGUUGCAGCGAUGAACUUUAUUUUCUCACUUGUAUCCUCCAGUUUCUCCACUUAUCAGAUCCUCAUAUCAGCCGUACUGCUUUGGCAUGUGGGCCAAGAAAUCUUCUAUAUAUAUUCUUUGUGGUAUACAUCACACUUAUCAAUUUUGACAAUCUAUUUUGUUCUGUUCACAAUUAAAGUGAUUAUUUGUUUUGCCGAGAAACAUUAUGUGACAGCUUGCAUUACAAUUUCUAUUGGGAUAUUAUAUGAAGGUAUUUUUAUAUAUUUUCUUAUUAUAGUGAACAGUUAUUUAUACUCAAUAAAUCAAGAUAUAUACCAAUGACGGCAACUUCUUUAUUUCUAUUUUUUAUACACAUUGAAUGAAUGUCAUAUUUAAAAAUUAACACAAAGACUUGAAAACAUUGAAUAAAAAUAGCCUCAGUAGUACAGCGAGGUUUUAUGAUGGUGAAUAAAUCCGUCAACGAGCUCGAAUCUUUAGUAUUUCAGCAAACAUCUUAAGUCGUGAGAACUCUUGUUUUAUGACGUCAUUUCGCCCUCAAACCUGGCGUCGCGCUAAGAAAGGAUUUCGCUUCACAGGGUUAUUA
Messenger RNA from Pieris napi, 824 nucleotides. RefSeq lists its product as uncharacterized. The coding region runs from base 59 to 562 and encodes 167 amino acids. The transcript has 4 exons. The record is from RefSeq and is a predicted model, not a curated record. NCBI's taxonomy places the organism in Eukaryota, Metazoa, Arthropoda, Insecta, Lepidoptera, Pieridae.